GGCCUAGGCAUACAUGUAUUGUACAUCUACACAGGUGGCUGAUACAGCAGCGGCCUUGACCGACCGUGUAUCACCGGUCACCGGACUGGGUACAUGAGUCGUAUGACCACUGCCAUGCCAACUGAUAUGGAAAUUGGAAGGGGCACCAUUCGGCCGCAGUAUGGGCACUAGAUGCAAACUGACAAUGGAAUUUAUUCCUCCGUGAACUGACCAUAGACAGGGCAUGGAGGAAUAGCGAGCGAUAAGUUUCAUGAUCUGGCACACCGGGAUGAUCGCACACUGUCUUCAGUUAGGACUGAGUGAAUAGACCAGCUGCUCAGUGCAUCAUUGACUGAAAUUGUGAGUGGAAAGGGAAGUACCUCUUUCAUCAUGGGUGACUCAUCCUCUGAGAUUCCUGUCAUUGACUUCAGCGCCUACCGUCUGUCUCUAGACAAACCUGACCCCAGUCAGUUUCAGAAGCUUGUUGAUGAUGUACACAAUGCGCUGACGACCAUUGGCUUCUUCUUCAUCGUCAACACUGACUUUCCUCAGGAAAAGGUUGAAGAAAUGUAUCAGGUGUCCAAGGCAUUUUUCGAUCUUCCCCUGGAGGUCAAACAGAAAUACCCACGCAUCCCUGGCAGAGGUAGCCAUGGUUACGUACAUCUUGAGAGGGAAAACACCAAUCCCAAGCGACCUUUUGGUGAUCUCAAGGAAGGUUUCAACUUUAACCCCAUGGUUGCUGGUGAUGUGUGGCCCCUGGAAACAGAAUGCCCAAACUUCAAAGCAACAUUCAGCAACUUCUUCGACUUAUGUCUUCCGAUCCACAACAGGGUGCUUGAAGUCAUGGCUCAUGGACUGAAGCUUGAGGACCCAUUAUUUUUUGUGAAGCACCACUCCAAACCCAAGACGGACAGUAUGAUGACUUUACGAAGCCUCUUCUACCCUUCCCUGAAAGACAUCACCGUCAAAGACCAACAGGUACGGCUAGGAGAGCACUCCGACGGUGGAGGAAUCACACUGCUGUUCCAACAAAGAAGGGGACUACAGGUUUGCAAACGUGACGGGACCUAUGUCAGUGUGCCCAUGGUAGAGGGUGCCAUACUGGUGAACAUUGGCGACACCAUGCAACGCUGGACGGCAGAUGUGUACCUUGCUGCAAAACACUGUGUGCUCUUGGACGAGACCCCAGAGGAGCGGAAACUUUCACGUCAGUCGAUAGUCUUCUUCGGUCAUCCAGACAAUGAUGCGGUCAUCAAAUGUGUCGACAACAGCAACAAGUACCCACCCAUUACCAGCUUGGACUACAUGAACAUGAUCUUCAGCAAGAUUUAUUAACAUCCGUUGAUACGCUAAAUUGGAAUAACAAGUUGCCUAUAUCUCAUUAUUUCAUUGCAGUUUAAUCCUCGCUGUAUUCUUGGAGGCACAUUCAACCCGAUUUUUUUUAUGUCAGAAACAUCGCAUUUGUUUAUCAGGCAAAUACAUGUACAUUUGGUUGAAUGGUGUUAUAAUUUCUCAUUGACCUUUGGUUCCAAACUUCUUGUAUCAAGGGUAUAUUAAGACCACUUUAGUAAUAGUUCAUGUCUUGUAACAAUUAAAACAGCGCUACGUACUGAAAUGAUUUAUAUCUCCCUGAAGACUUAAUACAUUUUUUCUCAAAGUAUCAUUUUAAGGUACAUGUAUAGGCAUUGACGUGUAAGUAUAUGAGGGAAGGUAAUGUCAGUGUAGAAAGAAUUUCAUUUCUUAGAGACUAAUCUAAGGUGAUGACAACACUUCAUUGGAACCACACUCGUGCACAUUCUUAAACUUGAACUUAAAGAUUUGAGCAAGUCGUAAAAUCCGGUUGGUUAUACCCAGCAUGAUAUGUGGCAAAGGGGGACCCCCUAAUGAGAUGCUCAAGCUAUAUACCCUAAGGCUAUUGCCUGAAAGGAAUUCCGAAGAUUCUGUCAACACAAAAGAAGACACAAUAGAGAGGGGGUCCCCCUUUGCCACAUAUCAUGCAUCAAGUGACUUAGACCCAAAUCUGGUAGACUGAGUUCUUUAAAUUCACGUGAACAUAACAAUUAACUUGAAUUCUCCUUACUAAAACCACUGUUGCUAUACCU
Molecule: messenger RNA, 2081 nt
Organism: Acanthaster planci (crown-of-thorns starfish)
Lineage: Eukaryota; Metazoa; Echinodermata; Asteroidea; Valvatida; Acanthasteridae
Source: RefSeq, a predicted model, not a curated record